AAAGCCCAUCUUAAUGAUCGAUAUGCACUUUUUCGCAAAUACAGAAUGUAUUCUUAUGUGAAGGGAAUAGUCAAAAACACAUAAAUUAAAUAAAAUUUAACUAUUAAAUUAAUAAAAGCGAAAAAAAGUAUAUGUGGUCGGAUAAUUUAAAAGAUUUUAAGCAAAGAUUAAUAGAAAUUGAGUUUUUUCGAAAAUGGCUACUAAUAAUGAUGACAUUGUAGAUCAAACAUUGUCAGAAAAAUUAUUAGAAAAAGGGCGAAGAUCACCAUUUCUUGUAGCAAGUUUAAUAGGUUUGACAGGUGUUUGUGGCUAUGGUGCUUAUGCUUUUAAGAAGAGAAAGAUAUCUACGCAAUUAUAUCUAAUACAGUUACGAGUUGCUGCACAAGGAACAGCAAUAGCUUGUUUGACGAUAGGAAUGGGUUAUCAUAUGAUAAAGAAACACAUUUUGCAUGAUGAGAAUGAACCAUAAUAUUGGAGAUUAUGUCUAUAGUCUAAUUGUUUCCUAUGUAUAAAAUGAUAAAUUAUUUAUAUAUAUAUAUAUAUAUAUAUAUAUAUGUACACAUAAAAUUUGUUAUAUUUGUAUAUAUACAUAUAUAUAUAUAUAUAUAUAUAUAUAUAUAUAUAUAUAUAUAUAUAUAUAUAGUGAUAAUUGUGAAAAUAUAUGAUAUAUAGUAUAAAUAUUUAUGAAAGCAUGUAAUAUAUGUAUGUGUGUGUGUGUGUGUAUGUAUAUAUAUAUAUAUAUAUAUAUAUA
Messenger RNA from Cataglyphis hispanica, 751 nucleotides. Its product is annotated as HIG1 domain family member 1A, mitochondrial-like. Gene Ontology annotation, cellular component: mitochondrion. The record is from RefSeq and is a predicted model, not a curated record. The transcript has 3 exons. The coding region runs from base 194 to 469 and encodes 91 amino acids. NCBI's taxonomy places the organism in Eukaryota, Metazoa, Arthropoda, Insecta, Hymenoptera, Formicidae. Gene Ontology annotation, biological process: mitochondrial respirasome assembly.